Molecule: messenger RNA, 897 nt
Organism: Closterium sp. Yama58-4
Lineage: Eukaryota; Viridiplantae; Streptophyta; Zygnematophyceae; Desmidiales; Closteriaceae
Source: the annotation of a GenBank genome assembly
AUGCACCUCGCCAUCCCUCAUGCCAUCCCUCGUGCCAUCCCUCAUGCCAUCCCUCCUGCCAUCCCUCAUGCCAACCCUCAUGCCAUCCCUCGUGCCAUCCCUCGUUCCAUCCCUCAUGCCAUCCCUCAUGCCAUCCCUCAUGCCAUCCCUCAUGCCAUCCCUUCUACCAUCCCUCGUACCAUCCCUCAUGCCAUCCCUCAUACCAUCCCUCAUGCCAUCCCUCACGCCAUCCCUCAUGCCAUCGCUCAUGCCAUCCCUCAUACCAUCCCUCAUACCAUCCCUCAUGCCAUCCCUCAUGCCAUCGCUCAUGCCAUCUCUCAUGCCAUCCCUCAUGCCAUCCCUCAUGCCAUCCCUCAUGCCAUCCCUCACGCCAUCCCUCAUGCCAUCGCUAAUGCCAUCCCUCAUACCAUCCCUCAUACCAUCCCUCAUGCCAUCCCUCAUGCCAUCCAUCAUGCCAUCGCUCAUGCCAUCCCUCAUACCAUCCCUCAUGCCAUCCCUCAUACCAUCCCUCAUACCAUCCCUCAUGACAUCGCUCAUGCCAUCGCUCAUGCCAUCCCUCAUGGCAUCCCUCAUGCCAUCCCGCAUGCCAUCCCUCAUGCCAUCGCUCAUGCCAUCCCGCAUGCCAUCCAUCAUGCCAUCCCGCAUGCCAUCCAUCAUGCCAUCCCGCAUGCCAUCCAUCAUGCCAUCCUCAUGCCUGCCACUAAUAAGCGACUCACCUUGGCAGGCGGGCCCCUCCCCCCCCUCUUCCCCCCUCGCCCAGGAGCGGUUGAGCGCGGGGGGCAGCGGGGGCCAGUGCACGAGCAACAGGCGGCGGGCGCGGCAUUUGUGCGACGGGAACUGGUGCUCCCACAGGUCCCUCUGCGCCUCCCGCGUGCCGCCCAGAUUGCCCGCCUCUGA